GACAUUAUAUUUAAUUGAGCUACCCUAUUUCCUUAUAUUUUAUAUUAUUCAAAUUUUAAUACAAAGUAUUUGGUCUAUUAUAAAAUUGCUCCUUUAUUCUUCCUAUCUAUACAAACAUAAUACUGUGUCAAUACUGUUUCUUCAUGACAGCUCAAGGUAGAUGAAAUAUCUUCCCUCAAGUAUUCUGUAUGCACCAAAAUUUGUUAUGUUUACAUGACUUUUAUUUAAGCUUUCAUGUUUAUCUUUUGUCGAUGAUUUCUUGGGGCAAUCUCUUCAAUCCUUUUUUUCCUUGAUACAGGACAAAGUUCAAUUGCCAAGACUGACGUUAGCAAUGGUUGUUUUGUUCAUGAUCACAGUUUUCAUGGUCGAGAAUUAAAGAGGACGGUUAGUGCCAGUACCAGAUUGUACAGAAAGUGAUAUUAAGCUCGGGUUUGAUCCAUCUUUGUCUCUGUUAAAAAACUUGCAGCAAAUAUUCCUCAUUUGUUGGCUUCUUUUGGCAAAGCUAACAAGAGUGGCACCUGGAUCGAUCUGGAUUUGAAAAAAGUUUCAUCCAUGGAUGGCCUGGAAUGGGAUGGCUCAGAAGUUGUAGCAAACUCAUUGCCUGUAUGGAACGGUCGGAGAAAUGAUAUAGAAGACAGUUUCUUGGUUUCCAACUCAAAUUCUUCCGUGUACGGUGGCAAGAUGGAUCUGCUGGAAGAUAUCUUCAGUCCAAUUCAUGAACUCCAAAAAACACAGCCAUCUUGUGUGAAUCCAGAUUCAGAUAUAGUAAGUGAAAUGGUUCCACAUCCAGCUUCUGAACUAGAUUCAGUGAACGUCGCCUUAAACUUGUAUAUGUUGCAGUGUCAAGGAGUAAGGUUAGCUACAGAUACAAACCUCCUAAAAUCUGCCUAUUGGGGAGAUGCUUUAACACAAGAGUUGUGCACUCCUCCUCCGUUGAAUAGAGCUUAUGGUUUGUGCACAUUAAAUGCUUCAAUUCCUGAUAUUGGCAUGGAAGUUCACUCACAGGUCAUCAAAGGUUUACGAAAUGGAAAGGCUGGUUCCACAACAACAGGCGCUCUUGAGUCCCUUGAUUGCUUGCUUUCAGCUGCUAAUAGCAACACUGAUACAUCAGUUGAAGAUGAUGGGAUUUCCAUGAUUUUCUCUGAUUGUAAAAACUUAUGGAAUUUUGCUGCUAGCAGUGCAGUUUCAUCAGGAGAGUCCGAAAACAACGGCUUAAAUAUGGGAAGCAAAGAUUUCAACUGUCCAGUAAAUGAGCUUGAUGAAACAGUGUCCCAGAGUUCUUCGGAUCAUCCAUACAUCAAUAACUGCAAAUUAUCACAAACUAAGCCUAGUUCUUCAAAGAGUGGGAAUGAUCAAAGUGAGUUUAAAGUUGGUCUGAAUUGUUGUUACUUGAAUCUUCUUCAAACGGACUCUUCUGCAAUAGAACGUGGUUUUAGGCUCAUUCCUGAGAACCCACCGAAAGCAAAGAAAGCCAGAUCAGAAAAGCGAACUACCUCAUCGAACAUCAAUUUUCAACAGCCGAGUUCAUCAGUAUCUUCUUCCAUAGAGGAACCUGAUCCAGAGGCCAUUGCACAAAUGAAAGAGAUGAUUUAUCGAGCUGCAGCCUUCAGGCCUGUGAACUUAGGCUUGGAAGUGGUGGAGAAACCAAAGAGGAAGAACGUGAGAAUAUCAACUGAUCCACAAACUGUGGCUGCCAGGCAAAGGAGAGAGAGGAUAAGUGAGAGAAUUAGGGUUUUGCAGAGGCUGGUUCCUGGUGGGAGCAAGAUGGAUACAGCAUCAAUGCUUGAUGAGGCUGCAAAUUACCUAAAGUUCCUCAGGUCCCAAGUCAAGGCACUAGAAAACCUAGGCCACAAGCUUGACCCUAUGAAUUGUCCUCCUACCAACCUUGCUUUCUCUUCUUUACCAGUCAACCACUCUCUCCCCAUGCAAAAACAUAAUUUUCCACUCCUAGACCCCAAUCAUAUCCACCACCCACAGAGUUGAAGAAACUAUUUCUAAACCUACAAAAGAAUUCCUAACCACAUACUUCCUCAGUGAUACUCAUCGUCAUUUCAUAAUUCAUCUUUAAUGAUUAACAUGAAAAAAAAAAAAUUCCCGGCCUCAGAACAAGUACUACUAUAUUAGAAAACUAUUCCCAAAUCCCUUGACCAUCAAUUUCAUCAUUACACGUCUUCUGUAAUUUAGAGUUAAAAGCUCUUGGUAAUGAUAGAUUUCCUGAUUAUCACCAUUAUUGUAUCCACCACCCAAGAGCAUAAAGGGAGAGUUUUUGAUCAGUUCUGUAUAUUUCCGCCAUUCUUUUUGUUGAUUCCACUCUCAAAAUUAAGAUAAUUGGAGUGGAAAAGCAAAGAGAAGGGUGUAAAUAGCUUUGUUCUGGACAACCCGUUUCAUAUGAAAAGGCUUAGCAAUUAUAGCACCGAUGAUUAAGACCAAGAGGCUAGAAAGUGAUUAUGAUCACUUUACUCUUGUUUAAUAUAA
Molecule: messenger RNA, 2475 nt
Organism: Durio zibethinus
Lineage: Eukaryota; Viridiplantae; Streptophyta; Magnoliopsida; Malvales; Malvaceae
Source: RefSeq, a predicted model, not a curated record